AUGUCCAAUUCCUGGAUGAGCGGCGCGGCACGAUACGUCAUACGCACCGCGUCGUUGCUUUUCGGGUUGGUGUUCCUCUGCCGUCUGGUUCAUGCCGACGUGGUCGCAAGCACGAGUCGCGGAAUCUUCUACGCCUUCGCGGACGGCCAGGUGGUGCUGAUCGACCCGACGAAAGGCAGUCCGCUAGCGUCACUUCGCGCGUUUAAGGGGCCAUCGGGGCACGUGCCCUUCCCCAACAAGUGCCCCGCUCACCCUUUCAGGGGCGAGUGGCGCAGCGUGGCGUUCGGCCCCGCGCAGCGCACGCUGCUGGCCGCGGCGAGCUACAGCACGACGGGCGCGCUUCGCCUGCCGGAACUCACCGACGCUUUGCACGUGUUCGACACGGUCGCAGCGGACGUCACGGCGCGAGUGCCGCUGAACAACACGCCGGACAGCGUCUACUUCGUUCCCAUCGCUAACGAGGUGUGGGUGCACGCGGCCGACGUGGCGGACCGCUACUCGUUCUCCAUUCUGUCGGCGCAGCCACCUUACGCGGAGGUGCACAGCCAGGGCAUUAACACCAUGCUACCCGCGGGGCGUGCGCGCCUACUGCAGAGCCCCAACCUGGGCACGCGCGGUUAUUUGACGACCUCGGGAUCAUCGGGGGUGUACGCCGUCGACCUCGCGCGCCCCUCCACCGCGCCCGCGCUCUUCCUCUCCUUCCAGGAAGCUGCCGCCGUCUCCCAGCGCGCCUGUCCCGGCGCGCUCUCCAGCGCGUACGCGCGCGUGCUGCGCCACGCCUUCGUCUCCUGCGCGCUUCCGCCCGCCACCUCCCCCCUUUCCCCUGCUGACGGCGGAAUCGGGAUCGGCGUGAGCGAGGCGGGCGCGGGCGCACGGAAGGCGAGCGCGGCAGAUGGAUUGGCGGAAACGCGGAAUCUGGCGACGGUGCAGAUCGACGCGCGCACGAACCUGAUCGUGGGCGUCUGGCCGUUCGCUGGCGAGCUGUACAUGGCGCCGGACGAGAGCUUCCUCUUCGUGGUGGAUGCGACAAACAAGGCCAUCCACCUGCUGCAGCUGAGUGCCGUCCAGCCGCCGCCCGCGCAGCCCAACGGGCAGCUGCAGCCCACGCCGCGGCCGCGCCCCAACGUGACGGCGUGGCAGCCGCUGACGUUCACCGUCGACUACACGCCGCUGAAGCUGGUCUUCACUCCCAAGCCGCCGCACUACCUGGUGUACAUAAGCGUGGCGGAGGGCGGCGUGAUAGGGCGGCUGGACAUGCAGCAGCUGAUGCAGUGCGGCAGCGGGUGCUCGGCCGGCAACAUGGCGUCCUUCGUGCAGUUCGAGCAGCAGAUGGGCGAAAACUCUCCUCCAAGAGGCGGGCUUGUGCUCUCACGGCCCGUGGCAGCAGGCGGGGGCUAUGUGUGCCAGGUGGCGGCAUACGAGCAGAGCAUAGUGUGCUUGGAGGAGGCCACGGGCCAGAAGACUCCCUAUGCCAACAUCAGCGGUGUGCAGCACUUGAUAUUUGUCCCCGGUGACUACAUGGGAGCCCCUCCAUUGACUGCAUUGAGCACGACCCUUGAUUGCGCCACCAUUCCCAGAGACAUCAGCGUGCCACCAGCUCCGCCUCCUCCCUCUUCAGAGCCCAAGGCAGCAAUGAGGAAUCUUAUUUUCGGAUCCUUUUGGCAUAUAGCGAUAAUUAGUCUCGCUCUAGCGUUUAUUGCUUAG
Molecule: messenger RNA, 1704 nt
Organism: Closterium sp. Yama58-4
Lineage: Eukaryota; Viridiplantae; Streptophyta; Zygnematophyceae; Desmidiales; Closteriaceae
Source: the annotation of a GenBank genome assembly